AUGAAAGGGUACCAUGUCAGCCGUAGUAUGUCCCAGCAUUCCUCCGGUGGUGGCGGGGGAGGCCCCUGCCACUGCACGCCUGAGGACUGUGAUGGCCCGGGCAGAGACUACUACCAAGGUCACAGUGAUGGCCACUAUUACCCUCCGGGAGGUCCGGCUGAGGCUCUGGCACUGGAGAGGCACCAUUCCCACUCCCACUCCCACUCCCACAGCCACUCUGGAGGGGGCACGUUCCCUCGUUCCCACCCUAGCCAGCACCCAGCUCUCCAGUCGUUGGACUCGUGCGAAGAGUGCCUGUCCUCAGGCCACGGAGGAAAGAUGCACCGCAUUCCCCCAAACCUGAUGGACCACUUUGAGAAGCAGGUGCCCUUUCAUCCUGAUGGCUUCCACACACUGCAGUACCAGCGCACUGCUAGUGGGGGUGCCGAGCAACGCAGCGAAAGCCCCUCCCGCAUCCGUCACCUAGUCAACUCUGUGCAGCGCCUCUUUGCCAAGUCCCACUCCCUGGAAGCACCAUCCAAACGGGAAUACAAUGGCACAAGAGGAGGCGGGGACUACCGUGGUGAGAGAGGUGGAGGCCACAGGAGUGGAGGGGAGGACGGUGGAGGCCAGUACUCAGGCCACCAGUCUCGCUCUACCAGGAGGAGCAAGUCUCGAGAGCGUAGCAAGAGCGGAGACUCGCGGCACGAGUCGGGCAGACGCCACCGCAGUAGGACAGCGGGCUGGUGGAGCUCUGACGACAACCUGGACAGCGACAGCAGCUUCCUGGUGAGCGGGGGCAGACGGGGGUAUCCCAGCGGACACGAGAGCCUGGAUGCUGCCAUCCAGGAGCUCACCAUGAAGAAGCCCAAGGAGCGCAGCAGUGGGCCGGGGCCGGGGGAGUGCAUGGCCUGUACCACAAUGGCUCUGGCCGGGAGUGACGGAGGGGGACACCAUGGGCACCACGGCCACUCCCUGAAGAGGAGCACCUGGUCAGCCAUGACAGUGAGUCAGGCUAGGGAGGUGUACCCUUCCUCCAGGGGAGGAGGCUACAACAAAGCCCUUGUGCCCGUGGAGAGCAAGCUGAAAGAGAGGACCUUCCACUACCUGCAGGUCCCUUCAGAGGACUGGGGAGGUGGAUACGGCAGUGGCGGCGCAGCCGACAGCGGAGGGGAGAUUCCUUGCCGUCGCAUGCGAAGCGGCAGCUACAUCAAGGCCAUGGGUGACGACGACAGUGCCGACUCGGACACCAGCCCCAAAGCCUCACCCAAGUCCACCCUGAUUGCUCAGAGGGACGCCUUUAGACGAUCCAUCAGCAUGGAUCAAAGGUACUCGUGUAAGCAGUGUACAGAUUCCUACCCUAACAGCCGAACCACACCCAAAACCCACACCCGCUCUCGUAGUUACACCCGCUCUCUGACCAGCUCACAGCUGGGAGAUACAUUGAACCGUCAGUUUGAGGCAGUGUGUGAGACCAUGUUUGGGGAGGUGGAGUCUCAAGCCGUGGAGGCCCUGGAUCUUCCGGGUGUGUUCCGCACUCGCAGCCACAGCUACGUUCGCGCCAUCCAGGCCGGCUGUUCCCAGGACGACGACUGCCUCUCCGUCUUCUCCAUGUCAGGCCCCCAGGGAAGCAUCAAGGGCGGGGCCGUCUGUCGCUUUUGUAAGUAUCCACCUUACCUGCUCCCUGUUCAUAUAGUACCCAUUGCUUUUAACAGCCCACUAUGCCUUUGUCUUCCUUUCUCCCGCUCUUCUGACACUUCAGUCUUUCCUUAUCGUAAAGGUGCUCCUCCCCCACUCCCACCUCGCAUGUCCAAGUCUUCACUCUCAGUGCGGGCCCAGAGCAGCACCGAGUCCACCCAGGAUGCCUACUUCCAGAGCAGCGGACAGUUGGCCUCAGGCUCAGGCCCUGGGCGCCCUAAGCAGCACAGCAACUCUGUGGACCUGGGCAGCUCUGAUGGGCCAUCGGGUCGCUCCUCCAGAGGAGGCUACUACACCGCCACAGGCCCUGGACGUUCCAGGCAGCACAGUAACUCAGCAGAGAGCCUAGAUGGAGUCAGGGGUUCACGGGAGCUGGUGCCCUACGUAGGGGGUCCGGGAGUUGGGGUGAGAGCCAAACACAGCAGCUCAGCUGACAGUCUGCUGGAGGGGCCACCGAGACCGGCCAGGGAGAGGGACAGCAGGGUUGGGGGCAGCCUUGGGAAAUCAGCCUCUUUGCCUCAGAACAGCAUAGUGCUGAGUAAAGCUGGAGGGCAGGAUGAAGGGCGCGGUGGGAGAAAGUGGAGUCCAUCCAUAGCUGUGCAGGUGGACAGCUCAGAGACCUUAUCAGAUUCAGACGCAGAGGGCAAAGCUCUUACAGAGGUCCACUCUAUAGGAGUCCAAGUGGAAGAUGACAAAAGGCGGGCUCGUUUCAAGCGCUCCAAUAGCGUGACAGCGAGCGUGCAGGCCGACCUGGACCCCGAGGGCUUCCCGGGGCUCAGCAUCGCCGUGCCAACACAGGACAAGAGUCUUCAGUUCGGCUGUUCCUUCCAGAGGCACUCAUCAGAGCCCGAGUCUGCUAGCCAGUACACAGAGUGCCACCGCACUGUCCACACACAGGGACAGUGGGCCUACAGAGAGGACUUCAUCCAGAGUGGCUACACCACUGAGGCCUGCCCAGCAGACCACCGUCCCCACCAGCACCCGCACUUGCCUCCACGUUCCCACUCCCCUUUGCCCAUCACCUCUGAGCGAGCCUGGGCAGGGACGCCGUCCCUGGAGGGCCCCCGGAGCCUGCCAGACUCGGGCCGAGCCUCGCCCUGCAUGAGAGACGGAGAGUUCUUCUUACGCCUCCUGCAGACAGAGGUGGAGAGGAUGGAGGGCUGGUGCCAGAACAUGGAGAGAGAGGCUGAGGAGAACGAACUCCCAGAAGAGAUUUUUGAACUGAUUCGAAAUGCAGUUGGCAGCGCCCAGAUGCUCAUGUCUCAGAAGGUCCAGCAGUUCUUCCGUCUCUGCCAACAAAGUGUGGACCCAUCAGCCUACCCCCAGCCUACCUCUCAGGACCUGGCGGGCUUCUGGGACCUGCUCCAGCUCAACAUAGAGGACGUCAGGGUCAAGUUUCAGGACCUCCAGAGGCUCAAGGACUCGGGUUGGAGGCUCCCACCUGAAAAGAAGGAGGACAAGAAGCUUCCUCCUCCCUUACCAAAGAAGCCAGCAGGCGGGGUGAGUGGCAGCCUCCGGGCUGAUAGCGUUGGGGAUGUGGGCGCCGGAGGUGGAGGUGGUGGGUCGGGGGGCCUGGUGGUGCCUCGUGUGGGUGGGCACACCCUACCCAUCAAGGAGAAGUCCCUGGACCUCGGGGACCGUCAGAGGACAGAAGCGAGGAAGAGGCUGCUGCAGACCAAGAGAACCGCCUCCUUCAGGCAGAACUCGGCUACAGAGAGCGCUGACAGCAUCGAGAUCUACAUCCCGGAAGCCCAAACUCGACUCUGAGCGCAGGACUCCAGUGUCUCCCUCUCCACCUCCUCACUCACCCUCACCCAUGCAAAGCAGACCUGCGCCUAGUUUUGGAUCUUCUGUGGGUCAUUGCUGUUUAUUUGCUACCCUUCCCUCAACAUUUCCAUUAGUUCACUUACCACAACUGCAAAUUCUCAUAUCU
Xiphias gladius (swordfish) is the source of this 3610-nucleotide messenger RNA. RefSeq names its product discs, large (Drosophila) homolog-associated protein 3 (gene dlgap3). Lineage: Eukaryota; Metazoa; Chordata; Actinopteri; Istiophoriformes; Xiphiidae. The record is from RefSeq and is a predicted model, not a curated record. Gene Ontology annotation, biological process: signaling. Gene Ontology annotation, cellular component: glutamatergic synapse; postsynaptic specialization. Gene Ontology annotation, molecular function: molecular adaptor activity.